AUGUCCAUCAGCGUAUUAGGUGUUUCUGCUUGGAUGAGAGACUACCUGAAUAAUGUUCUGACUUUAACUGCAGAAACAAGGGUGGAGGAGGCUGUCAUUUUGACUUACUUUCCUGUGGUCCACCCAGUCAUGAUUGCAGUCUGCUGUUUCCUCAUCAUAGUUGGAAUGCUGGGCUACUGUGGAACAGUGAAAAGAAAUCUCUUGCUCCUUGUCUGGUACUUUGGAAGCUUGCUUGUGAUAUUCUGUGUUGAACUGGCCUGUGGUGUUUGGACCUACGAGCAGGAAAUAACGGUUCCAGUGCAGUGGUCCGAUAUGAUCACGCUGAAAGCCAGAAUGACCAAUUAUGGCCUACCUAGGUACCAGUGGCUGACCCACGCUUGGAAUUUCUUCCAGAGGGAGUUUAAAUGUUGUGGGGUGGUGUACUUCACAGACUGGCUGGAAAUGACAGAGAUGGACUGGCCGCCUGACUCCUGUUGUGUCAGAGAGUUCCCAGGAUGCUCUAAGCAGGCACAUCAUGAGGAUCUCAGUGACCUUUAUCAGGAGGGAUGCGGUAAAAAGAUGUACACUUUUUUGAGGGGGACGAAGCAAUUGCAAGUGCUGAGAUUUCUAGGAAUCUCUAUUGGAGUAACGCAGAUCCUGGCUAUGAUCCUCACCAUUACUCUGCUGUGGGCUCUAUACUACGACAGAAGGGAUCCCGGGGCAGAUCAGAUCAUGGCCCUGAAGGGUGAUACCUCUCAGCAGCUGUCAUGUCAUUCCGUGGAGCUACUGAAACCAAGCCUGACGAGGAUCUUUGAACACACAUCCAUGGCAAACAGCUUUAAUACACACUUUGAAAUGGAAGAGCUAUAG
This is a messenger RNA of Charadrius vociferus (killdeer), 849 nucleotides long. RefSeq names its product tetraspanin 12 (gene TSPAN12). Gene Ontology annotation, cellular component: membrane. The record is from RefSeq and is a predicted model, not a curated record. The coding region runs from base 1 to 849 and encodes 282 amino acids. The transcript is spliced from 6 exons. Lineage: Eukaryota; Metazoa; Chordata; Aves; Charadriiformes; Charadriidae.